Leishmania mexicana MHOM/GT/2001/U1103 is the source of this 1575-nucleotide messenger RNA. RefSeq lists its product as hypothetical. Lineage: Eukaryota; Euglenozoa; Kinetoplastea; Trypanosomatida; Trypanosomatidae. The transcript has a single exon. The coding region runs from base 1 to 1575 and encodes 524 amino acids. The record is from RefSeq and is a predicted model, not a curated record.
AUGGAGCAGGGGCCCUCGCGCCUUGAGGCGCAUUCAAUGACCAACGAGUCGCCGUCGAACCAAGCGCACGAGCAGUCCUCCCUGGAGCCGCAGCUGGAAAAGGUGACGGCACCAUCUUGUGAGUCGUCGUCCGAAGAUGCGGCCUACCCGAAGGGGAACGAAGAGGAAGAACACGACGAAACGAGGCUUCGUGAUCCGUGCAAACUGACCGAUGUGUCUACCAACCAUCAUGCCAAGGAUCACGAUUCGGAGGAAGAAGAAGCUGCGGCGGCUUCUCUGGUGAACAAAGACUCCGGGGAGGACGCACAAGACGAGGCUGCAGAAGACGGGUCGCAGGUUAGGGAGGUCUCUGCCGAAGUUAACAAGACGACGCGUCAUCACGACCUCCACAAGGCCAAGAAGAAGCAUUCGAAUCACGCGAAGGAGGCUGCUAAGGCGGCAGAGCCGGUGGAAAAGCCGGCAGUGCCGCGGAAGAAGAAACCCACGUACAAGGUUAACAUCGGCAACGUGGAGCGUCACCCUCCUGUCCCGGAGGGUGUGAACACGCCGCGCAGCGUGGCGCUGUGUAAGGAGCACAGCGUGAACCCUAGCGAGCUGGUCCGGUACGACAAGCAGCACUUCAAAGGUCCGGGCGUGUCGGACGAGAUGGCCGAGCUGCGCUACCAAAGUUACGAGAAGCGCCGCCGCGCCCGUAUGGCGCAGCUGAAACCAGCCUACAAGGAAAUCGUCAAGGCUGACUUGGAGGCUCCCGUGUCUGUCUCCGCGCCCAAGCGUAAGGCGCAAGCAGCGGAAGAGACUCCUGCGCGACCCGCCGCAGCGAGGCAGGCGGCCGCCCCACCGCCGAAGCCGUUGGAUGAAGAAGCUGAGAUGCAGCGCCAGUUCGAGGCUCAGCACCAGCGUCUGGUCGAGCAGGAGCGCCGAAAGACGGUGGCGACGGGAUACGAUAGCGAUGGCCAUCGCAUCAGCCCCCCGCGCGGAGGCUAUUGCUACGGCGCGUCAGUGCGCUCUGUCGGGUCGGCCAAGUCGCCCGGGCGCCACUCGAUGAACACAUCCGCCGGCACCAGGCCCACCGUCGACCAGCCGUAUAGUGCCGCGAAAAUCUAUAGCGCGAGCAUUGUGGAGAGUCGCCCGCUGACGCAGAGCGAGGUGAUCAUGAUCGAUGAGAUCAACGAGCGCGAGGCUCGCCGCAUUGACACGCAGGAGCGCGCCUUCGUCAUCCAGGAGAACAAGCAGCUCAUGCACGUCGAGCGCGAGCUGAUGCGUGAACGUCUUGCAUGUAUGCGCGUGCAGAAGAAUGCGGAGGACCGGGAGAAGAUGCAGCUGCAGAUGCACAAGCGCAACGAGACGCGCCAGAACGUGGCGGGGGAACGCCGCGAGAGACUGGAGGCAGAGCGCCAGGCGCGACUCGAGAACAGCAUCGCUGAGAAGGCGGCUCGUUCCCAUGUAACGAACCCGUACGCCACGCUUAUGUUGCGUCAGAUGAGCGGCUUCUCCACGCGCCGCACUUCUAGCAGCCUCCCGUCCCAGGGGGAGGGCGUGAGCGCUUCACAGGCGCAGUCUUCAGAGGCAGAGUAG